GAGCAUAAUUGGCCCCUAUGCAGAGGCUGGAUGGACCCCCCCCAGCCAUGACUGCCCGAGGGAACCCCCAGCAGCAGCAGCAGGGCAGUGGUGGGGGUGACCAGGAGCCGCCCCCUGCCAGCAAUCAUGAGGAGCAGCAGCCGCAGCAGCAGCUUGCCGAGGAGCCCCCUGCGGAAGAGGCCCCCCCUUCCGUGGUGGUGGAAGAGGAGGAGGAAGAAUUCCCACUGGCGGAGCUGGCGCGCCUCGACGAGAUGAUCAACCGGCCACGCUGGGUGGUGCCUGUGCUACCCAAGGGCGAGCUCGAAGUGCUACUUGAGGCUGCCAUCCGCCUCUGCAGGCAGGGGCGGGACGUGCAGAGUGAGCCAUGCCAGCGGUUCUUCCGUGAGGGCCUCACCAUCUCCUUCACCAAGAUCCUCACCGACGAGGCAGUCAGCGGAUGGAAAUUUGAGAUACACCGCUGCAUCAUGAAGAACUGCGAGCGGCUGGUGGAGCUAUGCGUCACCAAGCUGCACCAGGACUGGUUUCCUCUGCUCGACCUGCUCGCCAUGGUGCUGAACCCACACAACAAGUUCCACUCGUACAAUGGAACACGGCCCUCGGAUUCAGUGCCUCCGGGAUCUCAGAUUCCAGAUGACCAAGUGUUUGCCCGUCCUGUUGACACCAGGACGCCCAAGGGUUGGGUGGUGGACCUGAUCAACCGCUUUGGCAACCUGGGGGGCUUCACCAUCCUGCUGGAACGGUUCCGCUCGGGACCCCCACUGUCCGUGGCUGUCAUAGCUGCACUCAUCCGGCCGUUUGGGCUGUGCCACAGCCUGCUGACAGUACCCACAGUGGAGCGGUACCUGAUGCCCAUCGUGUCACUGGUGCCCGCCUUCCUGGAGCGCCUGUCGGACGAGGAGCUCAAGCGCGAAGCCAAGAACGAGAGCAAGAAUGAUGCCCUGGCGGCCAUUGUACGUGCCUUGCGCUCUCUUGCCGCCAUGGUGCCCCACCAGGAAGAGACUGUGCGCGCGCUCGAGAUGUUCCGCCUGCGCAUGAUCCUCAGGCUACUGCAGAUCUCCUCAUUCAACGGCAAGAUGAAUGCGCUCAACGAGGUGAACAAGGUGAUCGCCAACGUGUCCUACUAUGCCCACCGGCACACUGACGAAGAGGAGUGGCUCACAGCUGAACGCAUGGCGGAGUGGAUCAAGGAGAACCGGGUGCUGCAGAUUGUUUUGCGAGACAGCCUGCAUCAGCCACAGUAUGUGGAGAAGCUGGAGAAGAUAGUGCGCUUUGUGAUCAAGGAGAAGGCCCUGACCCUGGCCGACCUGGACGACCUGUGGGCGGCACAGCACGGCAAGCACGAGGCCAUUGUGCAGAACGUGCACGACCUGCUCGCCAAGCUGGCCUGGGACUUCUCGCCCGAGCAGCUGGACCAUUUGUUUGGACGCUUCCAGGCCAGCUGGGCCAGCGCUGCCAAGCGCCAGCGAGAGAAGCUGCUCGAGCUGAUCCGCCGGCUGGCCGAGGACGACAAGGAGGGUCUCAUGGCUCACAAGGUGCUCCAGCUGCUGUGGAACCUGGCGCAUAGCCGCGAGGUGCCCACCGACACCAUGGAGCUCGCCCUGAGCUUCCACGUCAAGAUACUCGACUACAGCUGCUCCCAGGACCGGGACGCCCAGAAGACCCUCUGGCUGGACCGAUGUGUCCAGGAGCUGCGGCAGGACCCGCAGUGGGCGCUACCGGCACUGCGGCACAUGCAGGAGGUGGCUGGCCUGUACUCGGAGGCCCCGUUGGGGCCCGCUCGGGCAGCGGGCAGCGGGGGUGGGCCGGCACCCGGGGGCCAAGCCCUGUACCGGCACGAAGUGAUCAAUCGGCUGCAGCAACAGCACUCGCUUGUUGUGCUGGUGGCGGACGGGCUCUCGGCCUACAUGGCGCAUGCACGCCAGUUGCUGGCCGAGCGGCCCGACCCGACGCAAGUGUACGGGGACAGCCGCUACAGCCACGUGCAGCAGGUGCAGGAGCGGCUCAAGUUCCUGCGCUUCCUGCUCAAGGAUGGUCAGCUGUGGCUGUGCGCGGCGCAGGCCAAGCAGAUCUGGCACUGCCUCGCCGAGAACGCCGUGUACCCGACCGACCGGGAGGCCUGCUUCAAGUGGUUCUCCAAACUGAUGGGCGAGGAGCCCGACCUCGACCCUGAGAUCAACCAGGACUUCUUUGAGCAAAAUGUGCUGCAGCUGGACCCCGCGCUGCUGACGGAGAGCGGGCUGCGCUGCUUCGAACGCUUCUUCCGUGCCGUAAACUGCCGCCAAGGGCGGCUGCUGCUGCGCCGGCGCACGCACCUGCUCGAGGACCUUGAGCUGAUGGGGGCCGACUACCUGUGGCGCGUGGUGCUGCAUGCGCAGGAUGCUGUGGCUGACCGAGCCAUUGAGCUGCUGCGGGAGACGUACACCAACCUGGGGCCCCGGUUACAGGGCUCGCGCACUGAUAUUCACGAGGACAUGGUGCAGUCGUGCAUGGACCGGCUCAAGGCGGCCUACGACACGGUGUGUGCCCUCGGUGCGGGGGACGGGGCUGCCCGCGAGAGUGCCACUCGCAUGGUGCGCGUGCUGCGCGUGCUUUCUGAGUAUGUGGCCCAGUGCGACGGGGACUUCCCCCACGACCGAGCAAUCCUGCCCAUGGCCAGGGCUCACCGUGGAAGGCAGGUGGUGCUGACAGUGCGCUUUCCAAGCCAGGGACGACAGGUGGAAGACCUGGAGAUCACUGCGCACACAAAUGACACAUUGGGUGCAAUUCGACGGCAGAUCUACACCAGGGUGAAGGUGAACAAUGCAAGUAUGAAACUGGACCUGUUCCUCAACACAGAGUUGCUGGACCCAGCCGACGACAAGAAGCUCAUUGGACAGCUACCCAUCAAGGACAAAGCGGUGCUGUCAGCCAAGCUGAGCCAGCUAAACGCACAGCUGCCAUCAUCACCCGAAUCUAGCUCGGACAGCUCUGCAGGCUCACCCCAGCACCAAUACGAAGGGCCACACGCCGAUGCUGAGGCCUGCCUGCCCGGUGUGCUGAUGUCGAAGCAGCCCCGCUAUACCAACUUCCUGUUCAAGCUUGCAGACCUGGGCAGCACGUUACCGAUGGCCGAGCUGAGGGACAGCGCCCUAGGUUUGCUCAAGCUUCUGCCUGCAGAUGUGCAGACGGUGGAGCGGCUGCGCGAGCUGUGUGAGCAGCACCGUGGAGAAGGCGACCCAUCGGGGGCUGCGCUGGAGGCCCUGCUGCGCACUCUGUCGCCCACCGAGCUUCUCUACCACCUCGAGGUGGCCUACUCACUGCUGUUGCCUGCCCUGGCGCCUUGCUCCAAGGAAGCACAGGAAUUCCAGGCUGGCUUUGUGCGCGCGGGUGGCGUGGCCGUGGUGCUGCGCAUGCUAAGCGGCCUCAACUGCCCGGAUGGUGUGGACCCCGCCUGCCGCGGCUCAAGCCUUCUGGACCGGUCGCUCGUGGGCAGCACGAACUCAAACUUACAAACAGCAUCAUCAAGGCGUGGUUCGCUGCUGCUGCUGAAGCUGAGCAAGCUGCUGCUGACGGUGGUGGGCCACUGCCUCGCCCAGCAGGCACCCGAGGGUCUGGCCCAGGCCCUCAAGCACGUGCCCAGCAUGGGGCCCGAGGGCACCCUGCACUCGGUUGGCAUGCGGCUGGCAACCCUGCUUCGACACCAGGCCCUCCACCUGCCAGACCUGGGCACUAUACAAGCCGUCCUCAAGCUGGCCUGGGACUCGGCUGGACUGCCAGCCCCAGAAGAGGGCAGCGCUUCCAGUCAGGCGGCUGAUGAAGAGCUGUGCCAGGAGGCCCUGGAAACACUGACGCUGGCACUGAGCCUGCAGCCCUCGGCCCUGUCACAGCUGCUUGGGGACCCCGACUGGUCAAACUUUGUGCUCGACCUGCUGCUGCACUGCCCGCACAGGUCCAUACGCCAGUGUGCAGCUGAUCAGCUGUGCCUCAUUGCGACCAAGUGCACUGCAAGCGAGCUCUGCCUACUGUCCCUGGUGGAGCUGCUGUUUGCUCAGCUGCCUCGCCUGGAGGAUCUUGCGGAUAGCAGCCAGGAGCUGUUUGGGCUGCUGUGUCGUCUGCUGGGCGCUGCCUGCCGCUGCCCACUGCCUGCCCUGCAGCAGCUGCUUGCAGACGAGAUCGGGUGGCUCAAGCGCAUCAGGGAGAAGGUGCAGCAGACAGGCGGCCUGUCGGAUGCCGAGGAGUCCCUGCUCGAGGGUCACUUAGGAGUCGCACGUGAACUGGUAUCGCUCCUCUCACCAGCCGACAAGCACCACAUAGGCUCAGACUCUGGCAACACUGUUCACGGGAACCUGGUCAAGGAGCUGCUGGAGGACUUUGCUUUCCCGGCGUCCCGGGUGGAGGCUCAGCUGCGAGGUGGCGCCGGUGACGGGGGUGGCACGGCGGCAGUGGCCGUUUGCCCUGGGCCGGAUGCACUGCGCGCGGCCCUUGACCUGCUGGUGGCGCUGUGCACCCAGAGCCCCGAGAACCUGGCCACCUGCGCGGCACUCCUCUCGGACAUGUUCUAUGCCGAUCAGCCACCGCUGCAGGAGUGGGAGUACCUGCCCCCUGUGGGGCCCAGGCCCCGAGGAGGGUUCGUGGGCCUCAAGAAUGCUGGUGCCACCUGCUACAUGAACUCGGUCUUACAACAGCUUUACAUGAUCGAGAGCAUCCGCGAGGGCAUCCUGGCCGUGGAAGGUGCAGCCACCGACCCAAACGAGGACUUCUCGGGAGAGGAGCGGCCCGACCAUGAGGAGACACGUCCCUGCGAGGAAGGCCGGGAGGAGCAUCGCCGCGACUACCACCUGGGCGUGCUCAAACAGGUGCAGGCAGUCUUUGGUCAUCUGGCAGCAUCGCAGCUGCAGUACUACGUUCCACGCGGAUUCUGGCGCCACUUCAAGCUGUGGGGUGAACCGGUGAACCUGCGGGAACAGCACGAUGCGCUCGAGUUUUUCAACUCUCUGGUGGACUCGCUGGACGAGGCCCUGAAGGCGCUUGGUGCCCCCUGCCUUCUGGCCAAGGCCCUGGGGGGUACCUUUGCCGACCAGAAGAUCUGUCGCGGCUGCCCACACCGGUACUCGCGAGAGGAGUCCUUCACCACGCUCAACAUUGACAUCCGCAACCACAGCAACCUGCUCGACUCGCUCGAACAGUACGUCAAGGGGGACCUCCUGGAAGGGGCCAAUGCCUACCACUGCGACAAGUGCAACAAGAAGGUGGACACGGUCAAGCGGCUCUGCAUAAAGCGCCUGCCCCCGAUCCUGGCCAUCCAGCUGAAGCGCUUCGACUACGACUGGGAGCGCGAGUGUGCCAUCAAGUUCAACGACUACUUUGAGUUCCCCCGGGAGCUGGACAUGGAGCCGUACACGGUGCGGGGCCUGGCCCGACUCGAGGGGGAGCUCAUGGACGAGGAGGCGGCCGAGAGUGAGCUGGGCACCACUCGCUACCGCCUGACGGGCAUUGUGGUGCACAGCGGACAGGCCUCUGGGGGCCACUACUACUCCUACAUCUACACCAGGCCCCCUGGUGGUGCAUAUCGGUGGUACAAGUUUGACGAUGGCGAAGUGUCCGAGUGCCGCAUGGAGGAGGAAGAGGAAAUGAAGAACCAAUGCUUUGGGGGCGAGUACAUGGGCGAGGUGUUUGACCACAUGCUGAAGCGCAUGUCCUACCGGCGACAGAAGCGCUGGUGGAAUGCCUACAUUCUGUUCUACCAGCGAGCACCCCUGGCCGAUGCCAUGGCGGGCCUGAGCAUAAACCCCAAGGUGGCUGCUAUGCCCCGGAUGCCAGCGGCCAUUGAGCGCAGCGUGUGGCGACAGAACAUCAAGUUCCUGCACACCCGCAACCAGUUCAGCCCUGAGUACUUCCAGUUCACCAAGAAGCUGGUCAGCUGCAACACACCCUUUGUCACACUGGCACCCGACCAGGACAGGCUGACACCCGAGGCUGAGGAGCUGGCCCUGGUGAGCAUGCAGCUGGCCUCCAAGUUCCUCUUCCAGACAGCGUUCCACACCAAGAAGACACUCAGGGGCUCUGCCUCGGACUGGUACGAAGUGCUGUGCGUGCACCUGCGGCAUUCUCGCAAUGUGCGGCUCUGGUUUGCGAACCAGGUGCUGUUUGCGCACCCUCAUCGACUGGCCGAGUACUUGCUCGAGUGCCCCACUACAGAGGUGCGCAGUGCCUUUGCCAAGAUCGUGGUGUUCCUGGCGCAUGCCUCGUCGAGGGACGGCCCAUACACGCCACUCUGCCCACCCAUCUCAACAAAUAUUGAUGGGGCAGGCCUGCUGUCAAACCCGAGUGCUGCCAGUCUGUCGGACCAUCUGCUGGGGGCUGUCCUGUCGCUUGUCAACAAGGAGGUGUCAGAACAUGGUCGUCACCUGGCCCAGUACUUUGGCUUCUUCUACAUGUACGCCUGCUACGGAGUCGCCGAGAGGUUGCAGCUGCUGCGUCUGAACGUGCUGGGCACACUGAUGCUGGUUGCACUAGAUGAGGGGCCUGGCCCACCCAUCAAGUACCAGUACGCCGACCUGAGCAAGCUGUACCAGCUGGUCUCCCUGCUUGUGCGCUGCUGCGACGUCUCCUCCAAGACACACUCCUGCCUGCCUAAUGCGGCACCCCUGGCCAACCCGCACAUGGGCGACCAGCUGUGCCAGGAGUACCUGAUGCCCAUCCAGCCCCAGGUGGCUGCAUGCCUCUACAACAAGAGCAGCUAUGUGAAGAAGGUGAUUGAGGAUGCAAGCGGUGCCGAGGACACACUCAAGCUGCUGCAGUUCUGCUCGUGGGAGAACCCCCAGUUCUCGUCAGCCGUGCUAGGGGAGCUGCUGUGGCAGGUGGCGUACACGUACACGUACGAGCUGCGGCCCUUUGUCGACCUGCUGCUGGGUGUGCUGCUGCUCGAGGACUCGUGGCAGGUUCACCGCAUCCACAACGCACUGCGGGGCCUCCCCGACGACCGGGAGGGCCUCUUCGACACGAUCCAGCGCUCCAAGAGCCACUACCAGAAGCGGGCCUACCAGUGCAUCAAGUGCCUGGUGGCGCUCUUCGACUCAUGCCCAGCGGCAGCCCACAUGCUGCACGCCAAUGGUGAGCUCAAGCGCAAGUGGGCCGCCGCCGUCGACUGGCUCAACGACGAGCUCGAGCGGCGCCCCUACGGAGCUGGCAGCCAGUAUGGCUACAGCCAGUGGUCGCCACCAGCCCAGUCCAACGAGACAUCUAAUGGCUACUUUUUGGAACGAUCUCAUAGUGCCCGGCUCACAUUGUCGCGUGCCAUCCAGCUUUGCCCUGAAGAGGAGCCCGAGGAGGCCGAGUUGCCAGAGGAGGCGCCGGUCUUCGCACCACCCGCCCUGCGCUACCAGGCCGAGGAGCAGCCGCCGAGCAAGGAGGAGCAGCCCCGCAGGACCGACGAUGCCUGACUCUUCUGGUGUACAAACUAUUGUGCUGUGCAAGUUUAGCCUGAUGUGAUAGAGCGAUAAAGGCUCGUGCCACGCUUGGCUUGCCUUCUAUUCGCCUGUUUUCCGUCUUGUUUCUAAAUAAAAUGACACAAAUUGUUA
Dermacentor silvarum is the source of this 7559-nucleotide messenger RNA. It is a transcript of the gene faf, whose product is annotated as probable ubiquitin carboxyl-terminal hydrolase FAF-X. Gene Ontology annotation, cellular component: nucleus; cytosol. The record is from RefSeq and is a predicted model, not a curated record. Gene Ontology annotation, molecular function: cysteine-type endopeptidase activity; cysteine-type deubiquitinase activity. Gene Ontology annotation, biological process: cell migration; protein deubiquitination. NCBI's taxonomy places the organism in Eukaryota, Metazoa, Arthropoda, Arachnida, Ixodida, Ixodidae.